Messenger RNA from Aspergillus pseudoviridinutans, 1014 nucleotides. RefSeq lists its product as uncharacterized. NCBI's taxonomy places the organism in Eukaryota, Fungi, Ascomycota, Eurotiomycetes, Eurotiales, Aspergillaceae. The record is from RefSeq and is a predicted model, not a curated record. The transcript is spliced from 3 exons. Bases 1 to 1014 code for a protein of 337 amino acids.
AUGGCAUAUGGAAUUGCUGCGAUCCACUUCAAGAACGGCACCACUCGGGAUCUUAUCAAGGUAGAUGGCACGCAGGAGUACCUGUCAGCAAUGAGAAUAAUCGCGGAUGAUGCGCAAAACGUCCGAAAUGGGAUGGAGUCGUCAAUGAAGACAAUCUGGCUUCCUCGUAGGAAGCAGAAAAUCAAUUGGCGACUAGCCAGGGAAUGGUACCGCUUCAUCUCAGAGAAACUACGUCAGCUUAUCAGCCCACCAGUAGUACGAACCGAGGAGUUACCUGACGACUGGAUCUACACUAUAGCUGCUUUGCUGUCUGAGAUAAAGUCUGCUGCCCUGGACACCCUGGUCCCUCCAUUAAAAUAUAACGACGUGUAUCUUACAUGGCCUGACUUCGAGGCUGACACCGGCCAUAAAUACAAGAGUCGCUUCGAGCUUGCGUGUCGCCUAGCAGGUCUAGAAGGUAUCGGCGGCAACGUCGCUUCAUCCCACGCCUUGCGACAUGAACGGACAUACGAAUCGGACCUGGACGCCAUGCUUGUAAUCAGCUACAACCCUGCCAGUCUCGGAAUCACACUUAACACGCCGAUGGAUGGGGAUAGAGAUUUCCCCUGGCCCUUGCGGCUUGUUGAGGAUGGUGGCCAUGCAGCGGAACAUGAAUUACUCCAAACCGAUCCGGUAAAAUACUGGCGUGAAGUUCGAGACCUGCUGCGGACAGUGAUUGGGAAUGAGACUGUCGAUUACCUUCUUCUCCUUGGCUCCCAUGCACGCGACCCUGGCUUGUUCCAGGCCGUCAAGGAUGUCUUGGAGGGUCAACCGGACAUCGAUCUAUCUAUCCUAGACCGCUAUAAUCCAGCUAUCCCCCACGACAGUCAGGAUGAAGACGAGCCGCUGUUCAUGUUAGCAAGAGCAGCAAGCAUGGUUGCUAGAGUUGGCAUGGAGACUGGUUUCCAAUACUGCAUUGAGUUGCCUUCAUGUAUUGCAUUGAAAGAGGAAGAGGAUAGGCAUUCUGAGUUGUAA